AUGGCGGCGAGAAGAGCGAUUGCUUCUGCGAAGAUGAUGACGACGACAUCAUCAUCAUCACCGUUAUCAUCGAAAACGAGGACGAACGCGACGAAGAGCAUCGUUACCCUCGUCGCAUCGUCGUCGGCGUCUUUUUCUUCUUCUGCCUUCGCGCAAACAACGCCGCCGCUCUCGCGCAACAAUCACAACAAUCGUAAUAACGGUUCGACGAUGACUUCGUUUUCGGGAACGUGGACUCGGCGUCGCGGUGCUCACGACGUGUCCUCUUCCUCUUCCUCUCGGUGUUUUACUGCGACUGCGACGAGUGCUACGACUGGUUGUCGCCGUCGAUCUGGGUUUCGAGAAGCGUCGAGCGUGAUCGCGCGAUCGUACGCGUCUUCUUCUGAAAAAAAACUCUUGGUCGCCGCGCCGAUGGUGUACGUCGCAGGCGAAGAGAUGACGAAAUACGUGAUGGACCUGGUCAAGGAAAAAUGGAUCGCGCCCGCGGUGGAUACUUCAAAGUGGGAACAUUUUGAUUUGAGCGCGAAAAAUAGGGACGAGACGAACGACCAGGUGUUGAAAGACGUCGUUACGGCUGGGUUUAAGUUGAAAGCGAUAUUUAAAGAGCCGACGAUUACGCCGACGGCGGACCAAGUGAAGCGACUCGGGUUGAAGAAGACGUGGGGGUCGCCGAACGGCGCCAUGCGAAGAGGGUGGAAUGGGAUUACUAUUUCUAGGGAUACGAUUCAUAUCGAUGGGAUUGAGUUGGGGUAUAAAGGUCCGGUGUUGUUUGAGAGACACGCGGUGGGCGGGGAGUACGCGGCUGGAUGGAAGAAUGUUGGGAGAGGGACGUUGAAGACGACGUUCAUCCCGAAGGACGGGCCGGACGCCGGGAAGGAGAUUGUGGUGGACGAGAGAGAGUGCAAAGACGAAAUUUCCGCGGUGGUGACGUACGAUAACGCGUACGAUAACGUCCACAAUUUAGCCAAGUUUUUCUUCGAGAGGUGUUUAGAAGCUGGCGUAAAACCGUACGUGGUCACGAAGAAAACCGUCUUCAAAUGGCAAGAACCGUUUUGGAAAAUCAUGAAAGACGUUUACGACAGCGACUUCAAAGCGAAAUUUAUCGCGCAAAAGAUCGUCGCCGAGAAAGACGCCGAGUUAGUGCAUCUCCUCUCCGACGCCGCGACGAUGAAAUUGGUCCAAUGGACCCAAGGGAACUUUGGCAUGGCUGCGCACAACUACGACGGCGACGUCUUGACCGACGAGUUGGCGCAAAUGCACAAAUCACCCGGUUUCAUCACCUCCAACCUCGUCGGUGUCGCUCCAGACGGCACGUACAUCAAAGAAUUCGAAGCUUCUCACGGCACGGUCACCGAUAUGGACGAAGCGCGCUUACGAGGCGAAGAAACGAGCUUAAAUCCACUCGGCAUGGUCGAAGGUCUCAUCGGCGCCAUGAACCACGCCAGUUUCACCCACGACACGAAAGAAAACCACAAAAAAAUGGUCGAUUUCACCACGAGCAUUCGAAACAUCAUGCACAAACUCUUCCGCGAAGGUAAAGGGACGCGAGAUUUAUCCGGCCCGUCCGGCGCGACGACCGAACAAUUCAUCGAUCGCGUCGCGAACGAGUUAAAAAAGAACCGCGCGUAA
Messenger RNA from Bathycoccus prasinos, 1629 nucleotides. RefSeq names its product isocitrate dehydrogenase. Gene Ontology annotation, molecular function: isocitrate dehydrogenase (NADP+) activity. Gene Ontology annotation, biological process: isocitrate metabolic process. Gene Ontology annotation, cellular component: mitochondrion. The record is from RefSeq and is a predicted model, not a curated record. Lineage: Eukaryota; Viridiplantae; Chlorophyta; Mamiellophyceae; Mamiellales; Bathycoccaceae. The transcript has a single exon. The coding region runs from base 1 to 1629 and encodes 542 amino acids.